UCCUCAUAAUGUCAGGAAUCCCCCUGUAAGGGAAAGUGGGAUGAUCCAGUCAAGUUCUCACUUCAUUCAAGGUUCAUUCAGACUAGAAGCUCGACGUUAAUUGAAUCACGAGACCCUACUGAAUGAAAACAAAUGCAGAUGUCAACGAAUAUGUAAGCGCUGCUGAACUUCCUCAAGCUCUAGAGGAAUAUGAACGCGGAAGGUGUUUCCAAACGCACGCACAAAACGUGAGGAGGCGCGAUGGAUGCAAAGGACAGAGAGCGGCAACGGACACGGAACGCUUGCAAAAGAACCGAAAGCGCCAGUGUCCUGCGCUCUCUCAGCGUAGACGAUUAUGAGACAAUGGCAGACGAGUUGGACCUGGUUAAACAUUGCAGUCUUGAACGGCGACUCUUUGCACCGCGGUACAGUUUGCUCCGUGAAGUUGGCAGGGGCAGUUAUGGCGUUGUGUAUGAAGCCAUUGCCCGUAAAUCAGGUGCGAGAGUGGCGGUGAAGAAGCUGCGCUGUGACGCGCCCGAGAAUGUGGAGCUGGCGCUGGCGGAGUUUUGGGCUUUGACCAGUCUGGAGAAACGCCAUGCGAAUGUGGUGCAGUUGGAGGAGUGUGUACUCCAAAGGAACGGGAUGGCCCAGAAAAUGAGCCAUGGCAAUAAGCGUUCAAAGCAGUAUUUGAGGUUGGUGGAGACCUCGUUGAAAGGUGAGCGUAUAUUGUCGUGUCCUGAUGAGCCCUGCUACCUGUGGUUUGUUAUGGAGUUUUGCGAGGGAGGGGAUCUGAAUCAGUUCAUCCUGUCGCGACGGCCCGAUCCCCGCACCAAUGCCAGCUUCAUGAUGCAGCUGAGUAGCGCUGUGGCGUUCCUGCAUGAAAACAAUAUUGUUCACAGAGACCUUAAACCAGAUAAUAUCCUCAUCUCGGAGCGUUCUGGCAUGCCUGUGUUGAAAGUGGCAGAUUUUGGACUGAGUAAAGUGUGUGCCGGUCUGGCUGCUGGAGUACGGGACUCAGAGGAGGGACGGGACAAAAACAAGAACAGUGUUAACAUCAAUAAGUUCUGGCUUUCAUCGGCAUGCGGCUCAGACUUUUACAUGGCACCGGAGGUUUGGGAAGGACAUUACACAGCCAAAGCAGACAUUUUUGCUCUAGGCAUUAUCAUCUGGGCCAUGAUAGAGAGAAUCACUUUCAUUGACGCCGACUCAAAACGGGAGCUUCUCGGGACGUAUGUGCGGCAGGGUUCUGACAUCGUCCCGGUUGGAGAGGCGCUUCUGGAGAACCCAAAGAUGGUGUUGAGUAUUCCCCAGCGCAGGCGCUCGCAUAUGCCUGAGGCACUCCGGAAACUUUUGCAGGACAUGCUGGCAGUCAAUCCUCAGGACCGACCAGAUGCACUAGAACUGCACAGCAGGAUGGGACAGGUCACUUGCGUAGCGUGAACUCUGACCUGAAUGCACACACAGGUUUUCCCUUUCCAUAACAGACCAGAAGGGACCGCGUUGCUUGGAAAACUGUGAAUCUUCCAUUGCUGAUUUAAUGUGAAGAGAGUACAAAGUACUCAACUUGAACACCAAUACAAAGUUUGCCACAAAUAGAUUUUCAUCUGACCGUUCCCUUUUUUCGUUUACAGUAGUAAUUUACAUGAAUCAUUCAGCAAGCCCAGAAGUGUUCAGGCUAACUCAAUCAGCAGUUACAUCACUAACAGUGAAGUAAAGCUAAAAACAAUGUUAUGAUGCAGUGAGUACAAUCAAGCUAAAACAAGCAAGCUCUUUAUUAGUCUUACUGAGGGACUUUCAAAUUCUGUUUAUGGAGCCUCCCUACUUGUUCAUCUUCUCAAAACAAUCUUUUGCCAUAACAAACAAAGAAAAGUAUUUCAGAUAUUUUAUCCGGUUUUAUGAGAAGUGAAGCUUUUGCAAGUACAAACAUUGUUUGCAGAACAAAGACAGACACACAAGAUACUUGACUACAUUUUGAGUUCAAGCAUUUUUACAUAUAUGCUCAUCACAUGUCACAAAUCAUGUCAUUACCAUAGUCUACUUUUGGGUCUUACUUGAGUUAAACAUAAAACUCCUCAGAACUUUUUCAUCUUUAUCUUUCCUGUCACAACACAAUAACUGAAAUUUCAAGACCAACUUUUAGAACUUGGUUUUCAUUUGUCAUGAAAAUGCUCAUGAUCUUAAGCCUAAAACCAAUAUUGAGAUAUUUUUUCUCCUUGAAUGCAGAUUUAUCCUGGUGCCUUGAAGUCUAGUGAUA
Messenger RNA from Sinocyclocheilus rhinocerous, 2233 nucleotides. RefSeq names its product serine/threonine-protein kinase 35-like. Gene Ontology annotation, cellular component: nucleus; cytoplasm. Gene Ontology annotation, molecular function: protein kinase activity; ATP binding. Gene Ontology annotation, biological process: protein phosphorylation; negative regulation of G2/MI transition of meiotic cell cycle. The transcript is spliced from 3 exons. The record is from RefSeq and is a predicted model, not a curated record. The coding region runs from base 241 to 1419 and encodes 392 amino acids. Lineage: Eukaryota; Metazoa; Chordata; Actinopteri; Cypriniformes; Cyprinidae.